This is a messenger RNA of Camellia sinensis, 2986 nucleotides long. NCBI's taxonomy places the organism in Eukaryota, Viridiplantae, Streptophyta, Magnoliopsida, Ericales, Theaceae. The record is from RefSeq and is a predicted model, not a curated record.
CUGUGAUUGGGAUUCACAAGCAUAAUAGUGUAAUUUGGCCACUCAAACCGCGAAACGAGAGUCAAGCUCAACAAGAUCGAAGAUGGACCAUCCAUGGCGUCAUCGACCUCCACACCCUCCCUCCUUCAAUCCAAACCCUAAUGUUCAACCCCACAUCCCUCACCCCUUCUACGAUCCUUUUAUCGAUCAUCAUGGCAUUCCCGGCAAUCUCCACCGUCCGUUUUCCGAUCCUCGGCCUUGGCUUCGAAACCCUAGCUUGGAGUACGGCCAGUUCCAUGGGGGUGUUGGAUUUAAGAGGAUGAGAGAUGAUGAGAUUGAUGCUAGAUCGUCGAGAAUUUCCUCCGAGGAUGAGCGUAGAUUGAAGUUGAUUCGCGAUCAUGGUGUUGUAUCUAGUGGUUCAUCGCAAGGUAUGGAUUUUAAUCGCCAAACAAAUGAAUUUGUUGAAGAAAACUCGGUUUUCGAUAGGCAUUUUGGGAAUGUUGAUGGUUUAGAUGAAUUGAGAGUAUGUAGAAAUGAUAUGCCAUUAAAAUUACAAAGUAAUUUCGAUAAUUUUGAUAGGAAAGGGACAUCUUUUCACCCAAAUAAUUAUAGAGAGGAACAUGGUUUAGCCUUUGGCCAACAGAAUAUGCAUAGUUAUAGUAAGGAAGAAAUUGGGCAUUCUCGAUAUAGUCAAGGCGAGGAUUGUUUGCAGGCUAAUGGACAUUCGACUAAUGUCGAGCAGGGUCGACAAAGUCAAGAUGUGGCAACUCUUUAUGGCGAAGGACGAGUUCUGCAGAAUUUGGGUUCAGGUGGCAGUUAUUUAUCUGCUUCACAGAAGGGUGAUUUGAAUGAUCGGUUACAUAAUAAUAGAAACUAUCAUUCUCAUCCAACUAGUUGGCAGGGGUGGUCUGCUUCAAGUGCACCGCACCAUGAACAUGAACAAAGUAAUUUUGCAAUGGAGAACCGCAAUAGUAAUCGGCAUAUGUCCCAACCAUAUGCAAUGCAACACCAUAUGCAGCCAAAUCAUGAUUUUUAUUUCCAUGAAAAUCAUGAUGGCAAUCAGGAUACAGUUGGGCAUCAGAAUAUGCCCCUAGCAUCCCAAUAUGGUUCACGGAAUCUUAACAAACAAGGUGGUUAUGUAUCAGUUCCCGCUGGUGAUAGUAGUAUUGUCUCUGAAAAUAUAACUCAGAUGCAAACUUCUGGAGUAUUUAAUGUCCAGCCUCCUCUUCCUAUUUCUCCACCGCCACCAAUUACAGUGGGAUCUGCAGGGCACCCAUUACCAGCCCCCAAAACAUCAUCUUUAUUGUUCCCAAUUCCUGUUAGUUCCACAGCUACCAUACCUUCAUCAUAUGCACCAAUUCAAGAAGCCCACUCAUUGGCACAACCCUAUCUUCUUCAUAAAUCACAUCUCCAUGCUUCAACUGGCUUUGCUACUGAGGAAUUUCAAACCAUUAAACGAGCAUCAUCUAGGAAAUAUAUGGGAGAGGGCCAACCUUUUCCACCGAUAUCCUCGGAUAAACAAAAAGUCAUUGACGCAUCUCACAUAUUUAAGCAGCCACAUCGAGCAACCCGCCCUGAUCAUAUUGUGAUAAUUCUUCGGGGGCUUCCAGGUAGCGGAAAGAGUUACUUAGCAAAGAUGUUGCGUGAUCUUGAGGUUGAAAAUGGGGCUGAUGCACCUAGAAUUCAUUCCAUGGAUGAUUAUUUCAUGGUUGAAGUUGAAAAGGUUGAGGAGAGUGAUGUUUCAAAGUCGUCAGCUUUUGUCAGGGGGAAGAAACCAAUUAUGAAGAAAGUCAUGGAGUACUGUUUUGAACCUGAGAUGGAGGAGGCUUAUCGGUCAAGCAUGUUGAAGGCCUUUAAAAAGACCCUUGAUGACAACAUUUUCUCCUUUGUAAUUGUGGAUGACCGCAAUCUGCGGGUAGCUGAUUUUGCUCAGUAUUGGGCAACUGCAAAGAGAUCGGGCUAUGAAGUGUACCUAUUAGAAGCUACCUACAAGGAUCCAGCGGGUUGUGCAGCUCGGAAUGUGCAUGGUUUCACCCAGGAUGACAUACAAAAGAUGGCGAGACAAUGGGAAGAAGCUCCAUCCUUGUACUUAAAAUUAGACGUCAAGUCAUUGUUCCACGGAGAGGAUUUGAAGGAAAGCGGGAUUCAAGAGGUAGAUAUGGAUAUAGAAGAUGGAGAUGCUGCAGGUACCUUAUCUGGAUCAGAAGAAAGGAGUCAGAUCACAGUACCUCUAAGAGAUUUUUCACCUGAUGGCUCUUCGAAAGAAGAGAAAAAAUGGGAUGCUGAAGGAUACCAUCCAAGGGAAGAAGUGAAGGAAUUGGGCAGGAGUAAAUGGUCAGAUGGUUUAGAUGAUGAUAUCACCAAAAGAUCUGAAGCUAAUAAAGGGAAUUUAAAUGCUCUUUCUGGGCUAAUUAAGGCUUACACCAAGGAAGUUAAAUCCGUACAUUGGGGUGACCAGGUUGGCAAUACUGGCUUCUCCAUAGGUGCAGUAAGAAAGGUUAAUGUAUCCUUGGUGAUUGGGCCUGGUGCUGGCUACAACUUUAUAUCUAACCCCUUACCUGAAGAUGGUGCUUCAACCCAGAAUGCUGGUGAGUCAAAAAGGCAAAGCGUAUUCCAAGAGAGAAUUCGUGCAGAACACGAGUCUUUUAGAAUUGUUUUUGACAAGAGGCGACGGCAAAUUGGUGGGCUUGGCUUGGAGGAAUGAUACAUUUAAGUUGCCCUUUGACUAAACACCCCCGAUCCCUUACUCGUGCGAUGCCAUUGUAGUAGUUGUUUGUAGUAUUAUAGUCUGUGGAAGAAGAACGAGCAAUUAGCUGUGUCAUUGUAAUUGUAAAAGCUUAAUAAAGGCUGCCAUUGAAUGAUAGAAAGUUGAUGGGUUGUGCACUUGAUCUUUUGAUACACUGGUUUCAACACACAUUGCUCGCAAAUUGGGUUAGAGAGCAAAACAAAAAUGAUUUAAAUUCUAGUGAAAGGCCUCUAAAUGUUUUAUUAUUAUUUACUGGAUAAA